Pangasianodon hypophthalmus (striped catfish) is the source of this 1185-nucleotide messenger RNA. RefSeq lists its product as uncharacterized. The transcript is spliced from 2 exons. Gene Ontology annotation, biological process: DNA integration. NCBI's taxonomy places the organism in Eukaryota, Metazoa, Chordata, Actinopteri, Siluriformes, Pangasiidae. Gene Ontology annotation, molecular function: nucleic acid binding. The coding region runs from base 115 to 1185 and encodes 356 amino acids. The record is from RefSeq and is a predicted model, not a curated record.
GCAGGAUUCCUAGCUUUAUGGCUUCUUUGCUUUCCUUGCCUGUUCACUUCAGAUCCUACAGGCACUACAUUUCUCGUUGUUGAUGCAUGUUCGAAGUGGCCUGAAGUGUUCAGUAUGACCUCCACAACUGCUUCUCAAAUGGUGACAGUACUGAGAGAACUCUUUGCAAGGACUGGUGUACCUGAACAGCUAGUGAGCGACAACGGGCCCCAGUUUGUAUCUGCAGAGUUUCAAAUCUUCCUCAAGAACAACGGGAUCAAGCAUUUGACCUCAGCGCCAUACCACCCUGCUACAAAUGGCUUAGCUGAGAGAUUUGUGCAAAGCUUAAAGAAUGCUCUGCGCGCCAUGACAAAUGAAAAAAUGACACUAAAUCAAAAAUUGCAAAAUUUCCUGUUUGCGUAUCGAAACGCAGCCCAUGCUACCACGAAUCGAACCCCUGCCAUGUUGUUCCUGGGAAGACCCUUACGCUCUAGGCUGGAUUUGUUGAAACCAAAUCUGAAAAGAACCAUACAGGACAAACAAUUGAAACAAUCGCAAGGAGGAGGAAAAACACGCGAGUUGGAAGUGGGGGAUAAUGUGCUUGCUAGGGAUUACAGAGGAGAUCACAAGUGGAUGCCUGCAAGAGUCAAAGAAAGAACAGGUCCGCUCUCGUAUACAGUGGAGGUUGCUCCCGACAUCCUCUGGAGAUGGCAUAUUGAUCAGCUGAGAAGCUCAAAUGUUCCUCUGGAAAGUGUUCCAGUGAAUGUUCCAUCUACACCUACUGUCCCUGCUACCACUGAAAGUGAAACGGCCCUACCAUCAGAUGGCACAGUAACUCCCUGUAAAGCGCCACAGUCACCUGUUCCUAUCUGCGAAGAGAGACGUUACUCUACCCGUGUACGGAAACCUCCAAACCCUGAGGCCGAGGAGGAGUCCAACGCUAAAGUCGGCUUGUCACCCUUUGAACCGUUCUCUCCCGCGUCUGUUGGGUCCCGUGAAGAGGCGCGACUGAAGGUCCGCCUGGCCCGCUUACAGAUGGAUGCACACGAGAAAGCCCAAGCACGGCAGGCUGAAUUAGAUUUGCGUUUGAAAAUACGCAAAUUGGAAAUAGGCCGAUACGCAGAUAAAGUUGCGACAGCUCGAGCUGGAAUCGCUGAAGGCUGCUGCCAGCUCGGCUGCACAACCGAGUCCCGCACCAAUCUCUAA